UUACAAGUCGUGACAACCAAUUCCGACCAUGCUCACGGGGAGGAGUCUGCAGUCGGUCUGUCUAUCAUGUCGGCUUAACAUUCUGACGUCUCAAGCGCGCAAUGCGCAUUCCAAGGUCCAGUUCUCUCGAUCGACCAGAUUCCCCCGGACAGACGCCUUACGACAGCGUGUAGCGCAGCGAAGGACGUUUGUUAGCACACGGAACCGAAAACAGCAGACUCGAGAACAUGCAACCGAAUCCGCAAAUCCCCUCGAUGACUACCCACCCACGCCGGGCGAUCGAUUAAAUAUUGAGGUGGCGGUGCGGAGGGCGAGGCAGGCGUUUGGCGAUGCUCUGCCGCGAGGACACUUGAGUGAGGAGGAAUAUGUUGUGUAUGAGCGGCUAUACGGGACGCCAGUGUUUGUGGAUAAGGCAGAGGAUCUGCAAGCGGGUGUGGAGGAGGCCGAUAUCGUCGCGGAGGAGCAACCGGAUGGCUCCACGGUGCUGCUGAGGAAAGGGGACGAUGGCGAGCUGGAGGAGGUGGAGAUGAUUGACGAGCCCGAGGAAGAACUAGAGGGCGAAGCGGAGGAGACCAUGACGGAGAAGAAGUGGGAGGAGUUGAGAGAGCAGAACGCGCAGAGCUAUCACGAAGAGAUCUACGAAAAGAGUAGGGCGGGGCUGGAGGAAGAGUGGGAGGAUGAGCAAGAGGCAGAGGAGGAUGACUUCAUGCGUGCACAUCCAUUGACACUCGCAGGCCGCUUCAAGCCCUCUCCUUCCACCGUCUUCCUCCCCAAAGAGACUCUCGUCGACCCGACCACGCUCCUCUUGACACGAGCGAACCAUAAGCACCUAGCCGAAUCUGUGAAUCGCUUGUUCGGUGGAAAUGGGCUGCCACACUCUGCCAGCACACCUCCGGCCCGCCUAGGCAAAGAGCAGAAGCCGAUACCUCUCGAUGCGUCGCAAACAGACAUGGGCAAUAUCGAGGCGGAUGCGUAUAUGGCUUCGGUCCAGCCAGGGACUUAUGCGAGCGUUAUGAGCGCAUUGGUGGAGGUCCGACGACGACUGGGCACGUCAUGGGUUGAGCAUCUGCUGCAGAAGAAAGGUGGUAUGGUGCUCGAUGCUGGGUCAGGUGGUGUUGGUGUGCUGGCAUGGCAUGAGAUCCUCAAAGCAGAGUGGGAAAGGAUGCACGAAGAGGCUGGAGCUACCUCGCAAGGGAGCGCUCCGCUUGGGAAAGCCACAGUGCUGGCAGGUUCGGAUACCUUACGACACCGUGCCAGCCGGUUACUGGAGAACACGACGUUCAUACCACGAAUGCCGGAAAUGGCCGCGUCAGAAGAAGAGGAGAAUUCCCAGCAGCCGCGGAAGGUAUACGAUUUGAUUAUCGCGCCACAUACCCUGUGGCCGCUGAAGCAAGAAUACCUACGAAAGGAGCAGGUGCAGAAAUACUGGUCGCUCCUUAAUCCGAAAGGAGGUGUUCUGGUUCUCGUCGAAAAGGGUCUGCCUCGAGGUUUUGAAGUCAUCGCUGGAGCUCGCGAAUUGCUGCUGAAUAGGCACAUCGCUUCACCGGGCUCCACGCAAGUGGAAACGCCCCUUGAGGAGCAGACCUCUAAACCAGAGCAAGACACCCGCUUCACUGAGAAAGAGACGGGCAUGAUUAUCGCGCCCUGUACGAACCACAGCACAUGCCCCAUGUAUCAAUCUCCCGGAAUCAGCGCAGGUCGGAAAGACUUCUGCUUCUUCAGUCAACGCUACAUCCGGCCGCCGUACCUUCAGCGCAUUCUUAACGCCAAAGACCGCAACCACGAGGAUGUACAGUUCAGCUACCUCGCUGUUCAACGUGGACGCGACCAGCGAUUACCUCUCCACGAUCCUCUCGGCAAAGGUGUUGUCCAGAACGAAGAAUCGACGACUCGUGCCUUCGAAGGCCACGAAUGGAACGCUGAAAACGACCUACGCACUUCCGCCGACGUAAACACCCUAACACUCCCCCGCCUCGUGCUUCCCGCCCUCAAACGCCGCGGCCACAUCAUCCUUGACGUAUGCACGCCGGGCGGUACACUCGAGCGCUGGACCGUCCCCCGCAGCUUCAGCAAGCAAGCCUUCCGCGACGCCCGCAAAGCGCGCUGGGGCGAUCUCUGGGCGCUGGGGGCGAAGACGCGCAUUCCGCGUAACGUCAGAUUAGGCAGGCCGCGGGACGAGUUCGACAAGAAGGGCAGGAGGAUCAAGGCGCCCAAGCAGAUGGUUAUUGAGCUGGGGAUUAGUGAGAGGGGAGAUGAAGGCGCGAGGAUUAAGAAAACUGGGAAGUAUACGCAGGAGAGGAAGAUCAGAGGGAGUGGUGGACGGAAGGGCAGGAAGAAGCAGGCGGACCUGGGGGAGUAUGAUUUGCACGAUGUGUAUUAGUGACUGUGUAAGGUUUCAUGGGAUUGGAUGAUGGCUGGGAGGAUUGUACAAAAUAUGUUGCAUAUACUGUGUAGUGUGUAGGCAUUGGGUGGAGUCUUCUGGAUCUGGCGUCAGGAUAAACGCGCCCGUUCGACCAGGAACACGGUACUACUUCCGCGACCGCGGCUCUCGCUCCGAACCGCACACGUACAUACACUUGUACAAUAUUCUAUGUAGAACCACUACUCUACGCUCGAGGCGAUUCGCAC
Molecule: messenger RNA, 2628 nt
Organism: Trematosphaeria pertusa
Lineage: Eukaryota; Fungi; Ascomycota; Dothideomycetes; Pleosporales; Trematosphaeriaceae
Product: 37S ribosomal protein-like protein Rsm22
Exons: 1
Coding region: 29-2380 (783 amino acids)
Biological process (GO): translation
Cellular component (GO): mitochondrial small ribosomal subunit
Molecular function (GO): structural constituent of ribosome; methyltransferase activity
Source: RefSeq, a predicted model, not a curated record